Dromiciops gliroides (monito del monte) is the source of this 1086-nucleotide messenger RNA. It is a transcript of the gene UPK2, whose product is annotated as uroplakin 2. Gene Ontology annotation, biological process: epithelial cell differentiation. Gene Ontology annotation, cellular component: apical plasma membrane. NCBI's taxonomy places the organism in Eukaryota, Metazoa, Chordata, Mammalia, Microbiotheria, Microbiotheriidae. The record is from RefSeq and is a predicted model, not a curated record. The transcript is spliced from 7 exons.
AUGGUCACCAAUCAUCAUUGUGGGGGCCACAUUGAUCCCCUAGGGUCAUUCUCCCCCUUCUCAGUAAAUGAGAACCCUGAGCAGUCACUCUGGCCCCAGGUUUUGCCAGACUGUCUAGGAGCCACGGGAAGUUCGAACAGCCCAACCUGGCUGCCUUCUCCUCAUACCCUGGAGGGGCAGCAGGAGGGAAUGAGGCGCCCAGAGCCAGAGUCAGUCUGUCUUUCAGAGCAAACUCCAGGGGACAGCACAGACCUGGACAUGCCACCUCAGCUGGGCACACUUGGCUCCUCUAGCUUCUUUGUCUUGAUUUUCUGCCUACUGUGCCCCAGCCCAGAUUCUCCUGUGCCCAUCUCAGGGGUCCCUAAGGAGCGCUGUCCCUAUUUCCCUGAGUUUAACAGCUCUUGGGGCAGCGGGGGCAGGUUAGGCAAGAUUCCCCCUCCGGCCCCUCCCAUCGCUCAGACAAAAUCAGCCACCCUGGGGCCUGGGCAGCACACACCCCGGGGACAAACAAGGCACCUCCACUGACUGCCAGAUCCCAGCUCCAUCACCAUGUCGUUUCUGAUGCCCACCCUGCUGCUGCUGGCGCUACUGGAUCUCAGGGCUGCAGAAUUCAACAUCUCUAGUCUCUCUGGCCUACUAUCCCCAGCCCUGGCAGAAAGCCUUCUAGUCGCCUUACCUCCCUGCCACCUCACAGGGGGCCAAGCCCAUCUGACUGUCAGAAGAAUCAAUGAAACCACAGGAAUGACACAUAACUUUACAGUACCCCCCUGCCGAGGGCAAAGGGACCUAGUGAGUGUCGUAUAUAACAGUGGCAGCUACGCCGUCACCCGACUCAGUGCCUACCAAGUCACCAACCUGAUACCUGGCACCAGCUACUAUGUCUCCUACAACGUGAAGAAAGGGAAUGCUUCAGAACUCAGUAACAGAGUGCAGAUGGCCACAUUGCCUCGCAGAAAAGUGGAGACCCUGGGGGUGGGCAUGGCCCGCUCCGGGGGCAUGAUAGUUAUCACUGUGCUGCUUUCUGUUGCCAUGUUCCUGCUGGUCGUGGGCUUCGUCGUUGCUCUGGCCCUUGGCGCUCGAAAAUGA